ACGAAGAGAUAGUUGAUGAAAGGCGUUCAGGAAGGUUCCAAAAGACAAUUCAAAACUGCAUGAGGACAGAUGAGGAGAGGCAUUAUGUGGAUGUGCAAUGGGCCUUGUUUUUCUAUGAGUGUGGUGUUCCAUUUCAUGCAGCUGCUGCAAGGCAGUUUGAGGUUGCUCUUGAGGCCACAGCACAAUAUGGUUCUGGGUAUGAGCCUCCUUCACAGCACAAGCUUCGGGAACCAUUGCUUUGGGAGUGUGUCGGCCUGACAAGUAAAAUGAGGGUGGACCAUGAACGAGCAUGGAAGCAUUAUGGUUGCACACUUAUGUCCGAUGGUUGGACCGACAUGAAGGGACGUCACUUGAUCAAUUUCCUUGUGAAUAGCCCAGAAGGGACCUAUUUCUUGGAGUCUGUUGAUGCAUCCGGUGAAGUACAUGAUGCACAUAUGCUAGCUGAUUUGUUAGAGAAGAGGAUUGAAGGAAUUGGAAAAGACAAGGUGGUUCAAAUUAUCACGGACAAUGGCGCUAACUACAAGGCAGUCGGCAAGCUUCUAAUGGACCGGAUUCCUACCAUAUUUUGGAGUCCUUGUGCUGCACAUUGCUUGGACUUGAUGUUAGAGGACAUUGGAAAAAUUAAGGAAUUUAAGUGUGCUGCUGUCCAUUUAUGUGUUCUCCGCUUGUAUUUGUCAUUCUAGUUGAUUGGUGGAGUUCCUAUGGUGGCCUUGCAAUUGACUUACAAAGGUUUGCUAGGCGUGUUGUUGGUCUAUGUGCUUCCUCAUCCGGCUGUGAGCG
Molecule: messenger RNA, 780 nt
Organism: Panicum virgatum (switchgrass)
Lineage: Eukaryota; Viridiplantae; Streptophyta; Magnoliopsida; Poales; Poaceae
Exons: 2
Coding region: 60-683 (207 amino acids)
Source: RefSeq, a predicted model, not a curated record